AUGAAGAACAAAGAAGGCUGGGACGGAAAAUUACGCAUGGAGCCCCCGAAAGCUGUCAUCACGAAUCCAGAGGCUUUGGAGGAUUCGGAUUACUCCGAUCCUGAGGCCCCACCUGUGGACGAGAUUGAUGCCGAUGAAGAUCUUUUGGAGGGCGAGGAUGUGAAUGUCGAGGAUAUCGAUCUUGUCCAUUGUCGCAUAUCUUCGAUUGCUGCGCUGCACUUGGAACGGUUUAACAAGCUCCAGAACCAAAUAUCGCGCGUCGACUUCCCGUCCAAUGUCGCCGCUACCCUUACCGAGCUUGACCUUUAUGACAACCUUAUCUCCCAUCUCAAGGGUCUGGAUGAGUUCCACGACUUGACCAGCUUGGAUUUCAGUUUCAACAAGCUUAAGCAUAUUAAGAAUAUUUCACACCUUGUGAAGCUUACCGAGCUGUUUUUCGUGCAGAAUAAGAUAUCCAAGAUCGAAGGGUUAGAAGGUCUGACCGCUCUACGGAACUUGGAGCUGGGCGCAAAUCGGAUCAGAGAAAUCGAAAAUCUCGAAACCCUUUCUGCAUUGGAAGAAUUAUGGCUAGGAAAGAAUAAGAUCACCGAGAUGAAAAACCUCGACAGUCUCUCUAACCUUCGCAUUAUCUCCAUCCAAUCCAACCGCCUCACAAGCAUCACUGGCCUCUCCGCUCUCCCCAAUCUCGAAGAGAUCUAUCUUUCUCACAACGCUAUCACUGAUCUGUCCGGUCUGGAGUCAAACACUACGCUGCGUAUCCUGGACUUCUCGAAUAACCAGGUCACCCACCUUGAGCACCUCUCCACGCUGAAGAACCUUGAAGAGCUCUGGGGAUCCAAUAACAAGCUUGUCAGUUUUGAGGAGGUUGAGCGUGAACUGAAAGACAAGGAGAAGCUGGAGACUGUCUACUUUGAAGGCAAUCCUUUGCAGUUGAAUGGGCCUGCCGUCUAUCGCAAUAAGGUGCGGUUGGCGUUGCCACAGGUUACUCAGAUCGAUGCGACUUACGUACGGGUCUGA
Messenger RNA from Penicillium longicatenatum, 1017 nucleotides. RefSeq names its product putative protein phosphatase PP1 regulatory subunit Sds22. Gene Ontology annotation, molecular function: protein binding. NCBI's taxonomy places the organism in Eukaryota, Fungi, Ascomycota, Eurotiomycetes, Eurotiales, Aspergillaceae. The record is from RefSeq and is a predicted model, not a curated record. Bases 1 to 1017 code for a protein of 338 amino acids. The transcript has 6 exons.